Messenger RNA from Geodia barretti, 363 nucleotides. The record is from the annotation of a GenBank genome assembly. NCBI's taxonomy places the organism in Eukaryota, Metazoa, Porifera, Demospongiae, Tetractinellida, Geodiidae.
AUGAUGCGGCUAAAAUGCGACACACUUCAGACCGAAAAUGAUCAACUAAGGCUGAGAAAGACGGCGGCUUCAGAACAGAACAGAGAGUUGAAGGAGGAUCUUAGCGAGAAGGAUGUACACAUUGAAAAAUUGAAAUCAGAAAAUGAGAAAAUUGCAGAGAGGGAGAGAGUGGCUGUCAAAAAAUGCAAAGAGCUAGAAGCUAGAGUAAGGAAGCUCAGUGACAUACACUACGACACCACCUUGGAGCUCGAUCAUGCAUUCCAAGUCAUUCUGGACAGUAAGGAAGUGAGUGAAGAGUUUAAAAAGGAAGUCAGCGUGUUGAAAGUGGAGGUUGAAAAAAUUAAGAAUGCUACAUGGCCCUAA